Ananas comosus (pineapple) is the source of this 2295-nucleotide messenger RNA. RefSeq names its product U-box domain-containing protein 12-like. Gene Ontology annotation, molecular function: ubiquitin-protein transferase activity; protein binding. Gene Ontology annotation, cellular component: nucleus; cytoplasm. Bases 38 to 2005 code for a protein of 655 amino acids. The transcript is spliced from 4 exons. Lineage: Eukaryota; Viridiplantae; Streptophyta; Magnoliopsida; Poales; Bromeliaceae. The record is from RefSeq and is a predicted model, not a curated record. Gene Ontology annotation, biological process: cell surface receptor signaling pathway; protein ubiquitination.
UAUAUAUAUAUAAUCUUAUAUAUCCUCUUUAAGUUGUAUGAAGUUUUCGUCUCCAUCCAUUUUCGACGUUUCCGGUUCGUUCUCUCUCUCUCUCUCUCUCUCUCUCUUCUUCUCUCUCUCCCACCAAAACCCUAACUCCUCGAUCCAAAUUGAACUCUCCCCUUCGUCCAAUUCUCGUCCCUUCGCCCUACGAUCGCAGCAAUGGACCCUACGACCGACGACGAGGAGGCGGGGAUCUCCGGCGUCGGCGGCGGCGGCGUACGCGGCGAGUCGUCGGCGGCGGUGGAGGCGGCGGCGCGGGUGGUCCCUCGGCGAGCGCGAGGUCCGAUCCCUAGCCGCGCUCCGCGGCGCCUUGGUCUCCGCCAAGGAUCUCCUCCGAUCCGUGUACAACGGGAGUAAGAUCUAUCAGGCACUACAAAGAGAAAACUUUGCCAGCAAAUUCCUAGAGGUGAAUGAGAAAAUUGAGAAAGCACUGGAUGAUUUAUCCUAUGGCAACCUUCAUAUCUCUGAAGAAGUUUUAGAGCAGGUUGAACUCGUGCACGCGCAGUUUCGAAGAGCAAAAGUGACAAUGGACUCUCCCGAUCCACAACUUGUUGGAGAUUUAUUUUGCGCAAAAGUUGAAAAGCCCUGCGACAAUCUUAUCCUUAAAAGAAUUUCAGAAAAUUUGCAACUGAGAACAAUGAACGACAUGAAGAAAGAGUCAGUUGCUCUACAUGAAAUGGUGAUUUCAAGUGAUGGUGUUCCAGAUGAGUGCCUUGAAGAAAUGUCAUCCUUGCUAAAGAAUCUUACGGACUGUGUAUUAGAUGAGAAUCCGACUUCUGAUACCGUCCAAAGCAAAACUAGCCCUAUAAAAAAUACAUCUCCUGUUAUUCCGGAUGAGUUUCGAUGCCCCAUAUCUCUUGAGUUGAUGAGGGACCCUGUCAUUGUCUCCACUGGACAGACUUAUGAGAGGUCCUGCAUCCAAAAAUGGCUCGACAGCGGACACAAGACCUGCCCUAAAACCCAACAACACCUAUCCCACAGUGUCCUCACACCAAACUUCGUGUUGAAGAGCCUCAUUGCGCAGUGGUGCGAAGUAAACGGCGUUGAACUGCCGAAGAAUAAUAAAUCAGGCCACCGAGACAAGAAACAGGGGAAAGCUCCAGACUGUGAUCGUGCUGCUAUCCGCUUGCUAAUGCAGAAAAUAGCAAAUGGCAACAGCGACGAGCAAAGGGCGGCCGCAGGUGAGCUCCGAUUGCUUGCAAAGAGAAACGCAAACAACAGAGUAUGUAUUGCAGAAGCCGGUGCAAUCCCUUUAUUAGUGGAACUGCUCUCUUCUCCCGACCCAAGAACCCAAGAACAUGCCGUCACGGCCCUCCUUAACCUCUCAAUCAAUGAGGAUAACAAGGGUAGUAUUGUAAAUAAUGAAGCAAUACCAAAGAUAGUGGAAGUGCUUAAAAAUGGGAGCAUGGAAGCGAGAGAGAAUGCUGCGGCUACCCUUUUUAGUUUGUCUGUUGUGGAUGAGAACAAAGUAACUAUUGGUGCUAAGGGGGCGAUACCUCCGCUCAUUGAUCUUUUAUGUGAGGGCACCCCUAGAGGUAAGAAAGAUGCAGCGACAGCGAUUUUUAAUUUGUGCAUAUAUCAAGGAAAUAAGGUGAGAGCAGUGAAAGCCGGAAUUGUGGAUCACUUGAUGAGGUUUCUGGCAGAUUCGAGCGGUGGAAUGAUCGAUGAGGCACUCGCGAUUUUAGCGAUUUUAGCGAAUAAUCCAGAAGGGAGGGCCGCAAUAGUACAGUUGCGGCCUGUCGGCAGCUUGGUUGAGGUGAUAAGGACGGGAUCGCCGCGGAAUAAGGAGAAUGCUGCGGCGGUGCUGUGGUCUCUGUGCACGGCAGACGCGGCGCAGCUGGCCGCAGCGAGGGAGGUAGGGUCGGAGGAGGCGCUUAAGGAGUUAGCCGAGAUGGGGACGGAGCGCGCCAAGAGGAAAGCUGGGAACCUUUUGGAGCUCAUGCGCCAAGCAGCGGAGGCUUAAGUGUGCUCAUGCAUGGGGCAAAAUCAAGCAAAGCUGUUUGAUUUGAUUCUGUAGUCAAAAUGGAAGAGAAUAAAACUGGCUUGUAUAUGAUAUUUAAAAUACUGUAGCCUGAACAAGCUUCGUAAGAUUUGUUGGUGUUUCGAGAAAAGAGGAAUCAUAGAAUGGGGAAAAGAUUGUGUAAUAUAGAUUGUAGUGCGUAAUGUAGAUUUGGUUAUUGGUUAUGAGAUGUUGUAUGUAUAUGUUAUUUAUUGUGAGAAGAAGAAGUUACUAAUUCUCGGAGCAGAUUUCAA